Schizophyllum commune H4-8 is the source of this 2285-nucleotide messenger RNA. RefSeq lists its product as uncharacterized. NCBI's taxonomy places the organism in Eukaryota, Fungi, Basidiomycota, Agaricomycetes, Agaricales, Schizophyllaceae. The coding region runs from base 112 to 822 and encodes 236 amino acids. The record is from RefSeq and is a predicted model, not a curated record. The transcript has 3 exons.
GGCGUUCGCUCUUGCCUUCAUCUUUCGCCGUCGUUUCCGUCGCUCGACGACCAAGGGUCCCGGUAAAGGUGUCUCCAUAGUCGAAUCCCGGUCAAACCAGAGCUGCCCGCUAUGAAGCUCGAUAUCCUCGACACCGACUAUCUGUCGUCGACAGACGCCCCCGCGGGAGGGCCGCUUAGGGCGGCGUACGACUCCGCCAUGUCCCUCGCCCCGCUCUCCCGCUGCGUCCUCGUCUCAUUCACGGCCGCCAUCGUGCUUCUGCUCCUCGCGCGCGCGGCGAUCUGGGCGCUCAGGACCCGCGGACGGACCCCCAACGACAACGGCAUGGAGAAGCGGCAGCAGGGACUCGAGCAGCCCCGCCGCUGGCCACGGUACCCUGGCCUCAAAUGGGAUGCGCUCCCGCCGCUGAACCUCCCGGUGUCGCUCACCAUGCCGCGGCGCCCAGCGCGCGGCGUGGGUAUCGGUCUUGCAAGCACUACUCCCGCGCCCCAGAUGGCUGAAGCGCCGCUACCUGCCCGUUCCGCGUCGGCCACGCAGCCGAAGCGCAAAGGCUCUCCCAAUCCAUCAGGUCCACACGUAUACCAGUCUGAAGUCCCGGUGUCGAUGGCCAAGAUCAUCAUGUCAAGACAUACCUAUCGGAGACCAGGCACCCCUCGGCCCACCAAGCGCCCCGUUGCGCCGGCGUCCGCUCCUUCAUCCCCAGCGACACCCGCACCUGCACUUGCACCCACAAACUCCCAACACAUUUCGACCCAACCCCAGCCCUCCGCCGCGCCUCAGCAGGACUCUCCCGCGGAUGGCCCGCAGGAAUGCAUGGUGUAGUCCAUGCCCGCGCGAGGCUCGACUUCCACGUAUGCGCGAGGCUCGCACGCUCGCGCAAGCGGAUGAAUCGAUCGUGUCAACGCAGCGCAUAACGCGCGCAUCCACGUAUGCGCCGCGAAUGACGCGCGUGCGCACGCGCAUCCGUCUCUCCCAUGAUAUCACCCAUCCGAGCCUCCACGAUAUCGCCGACGAUGUAUAUAUUCGCAUGAAAGCCUAUUUAUGACCGCACGCGCCCCCACGUCUUCUCUUUCGCGCGGCCCGGCUUCCCAAGCCGUCGUCCUCCCGACCAAGUCAUCGUCUGGCUUCCCGAAGUCAUGGUCGUGGCUUCCCAAGUCAAUGCCCUCCCAUCCGAAGUCGCCGUUCUGACUACCGAGUCGUUGUCCUCAAUUACCUGUCCUCUCGCGCUUUUCCGAAUGUCCUCCGGCAAACGACCCUCGCACACAUCGAUUCGCCGCAGGAUCCUCCGCGCAAAUGCUGCGAGGUGCGCGCCCCGGCCCCGACGAGGUGUAUGUGCGGCUUCGCCAUAAUGGCCGUGCCUGCCACGUACUCGAGCAGGCCCGCCUACCGUGCACCCGCCUCGGCGCGCCGGUCGCCACCCUGCCGGGGCUCUCUGGAAGCUUCGGUCACCCCUAAAGGAGUGCUUCGCAGAUAAUGGCCCGCCUAUCAAGAGGGUGGCGUCGUGCGAAGAUCGGGGGUACCGACUGUCGGGUCGGAUGGCAGGACCGCGCAAGGACUACCGGGACACGGACAGGCGUACCCAUCUCAAGGACCCCAGGACUCGACUCAACUUUCCGGGAGAUGGACCUCGCAUCAGGACCGGCAGCCCCGACUCACGGACCGCACUGGAGACGGAGGCGGCGCGCGGGGUUCUUAGACCCACGUCGCCAGGACACGGGCCGCACAGACUUCCUUUCUUUUCCCCUUCGGACUGUAAGAUGUACGCGCGCUUCACCUCACAUCGGGACUUUUAUUCUUUACUCUCUGCUUCUCGCCCGUAUGCUCUCGGACUUGGACUUCCGUGCUCUGUUCGAGAUUUGUGCUUUGCUCGCGCCGCCGCGGAGGAGGAGGGCGGCGCGGGAUGAUAGCGGGAGGGGUGGUGCGCGGCGGGGCGGUGGGUGUCGUGCGCAGGCGGCCUUAUAUCAAUAUGGCACUAUAUCAAUGAGGCCCUCGUUAUCGACUCCCCGCGCCCGCCGAUGUUGCGUGUUGUCUCGUAUGCAUCGUGUCGUCGUGGCGGGCCCCCAUAGACUCACUGCGCUAUCUUUCGUCCUUUUUUGCUUUCGCUUUUUACCCCCACGACAGUCACCUGCUACGCUACGACGAACAUUUAUUGAACACCCAGCUACCUAUUCACCACUGGCUUGCCUACUACCACCGGAUAACGUACACUCGCAUAAACUAGAAUUUGCAUGGCUAGAACGGGUGCACGCUCCCCUUUUCAACCUUGUUUUGUGUGCGGUGCGACA